Passer domesticus (house sparrow) is the source of this 768-nucleotide messenger RNA. RefSeq names its product serine/threonine-protein kinase pim-1-like. The record is from RefSeq and is a predicted model, not a curated record. The annotation marks the transcript as partial. Gene Ontology annotation, biological process: negative regulation of apoptotic process; protein autophosphorylation. NCBI's taxonomy places the organism in Eukaryota, Metazoa, Chordata, Aves, Passeriformes, Passeridae. Gene Ontology annotation, cellular component: cytoplasm. Gene Ontology annotation, molecular function: protein serine/threonine kinase activity; ATP binding. The transcript is spliced from 5 exons.
AUGGCCGAGGCAUCAGAGCCAGCCAGCAUGGAUUUCAGUAUCUGCAUUGUUGGUCUGGAUGAGGGGAUUGAGUCCAGCAUCAGCAAAUUUUCAGAUAACACCAAGCUGGGUGCACAGGAGGCCCUGCAGGAGCGGUACCGCCUGGGCUCGCUGCUGGGGCGUGGAGGAUUCGGCAGCGUCUGCUCGGGGACGCGGCUUUCGGACGGCGCCCCGGUGGCCAUCAAAAGGGUGCCUCGGAACCGCAUCUGGCAUUGGAGCGAGCUGCCCGACGGCACCAGCGCUCCCCUGGAGGUUGUGCUGCUGGACAAGGUGUCCACUGGCUUCCCCGGUGUCAUCCAGCUGCUGGAGUGGCUUGAGCUCCCGAGCGACGUUGUGAUGGUGCUGGAGCGGCCAGAGCACUCUCAGGACCUCCUGCAUUUCAUUCAAGCACGGGGGUUCCUGCGCGAGGAGGUGGCGCGGCAGCUGUUCCGCCAGGUGCUGGAGGCCGUGCGGCACUGCACCAGCUGCGGGGUCCUGCACCGCGAUAUAAAACCAGAGAACAUCCUGGUUGACCUGGCCACCGGGCAGGCCAAAUUGAUUGACUUUGGCUGUGGCACCUACCUGCAAGAGACAGCCUACACUCACUUUGCAGGAACACCAUCAUACAGCCCCCCGGAAUGGACCCGCUUUGGCUGGUACCAUGGCGAGCCAGCUACCAUCUGGUCCCUGGGCAUCCUGCUGCACGAGAUGGUCUGUGGGAAGAUGCCUUUCAGGAGGGGCUGGAACUUC